Messenger RNA from Gloeophyllum trabeum ATCC 11539, 2961 nucleotides. RefSeq lists its product as uncharacterized. The transcript has 12 exons. Bases 1 to 2961 code for a protein of 986 amino acids. Lineage: Eukaryota; Fungi; Basidiomycota; Agaricomycetes; Gloeophyllales; Gloeophyllaceae. The record is from RefSeq and is a predicted model, not a curated record.
AUGCAAGAGUGUGGGACGCCUGAUGUGCCAUCAUUCACGGCGUUACGUGCGCUCCAGACGAGGCUGACGAAGAAUGUCGGACUCAAGACUGAAGCGCACACAUCAUCAUUAGAAAAUCAUUUCUACAUGAAUGACCCGAUACAGCUUUUUGCGAUGGAUUGGGCCAAUCCCCUGGUGCGGGAACAUAUGAACUUAUAUCCGGAAAUAACAUCGAAUGUGUCCGAAGCAUGGCAGGCCGGGAAGUGGGCCAAUAGCAACGAUAUCGAUCUGUUGUCUCCGAUGUGGGCAAAUAGGCAGAAUGCCCCCCACCGCCAUUAUUUUAUUAAAGAAGUUGCCCGCUUGCGCAGCGGCAAGCUAGUCAUCCCAAUUCGAUGGGUACGGCAGGAGGGAGUAAUGUGUGCUGAUUUUAUUGAGCGCGUGCAUGCCUCUGAGCUUGAAAGUAACUAUCUUGAUCUAACCUCCGGCGAAGGACUUCAAUUCAGUUUCUCUGAAGCGGCACCGGCAUGGACACGUGAAAUGCCGCAUCCUGUUCGCCGGAUUGCCAACGGACGACACGCCUUCACACUCUUUGUCACUCCGUGGAGUGAUGAUGUCUCCGGGAACGUGAGCAAGCAGUACAACCCUCACGUCAAUCUCUACCUCGCCAAUAGUACUUUACCGCAUCAAAAGCUUGCACAAGAAUUCUUUAUUAGAUUUGCUUCGACAUCUCAGCAUGCCUCAUCGUCUGAGCAGCUAGACGCUUUAUCGGGGAAGAUGAAGCCUGAUGCUUGGUAUCCGGCAUAUGAUUGCGAGCUCAGGGAAGAAAUCAUCUUCCGCAUACUUCCAUACACAUUCCCGGCUGACAAUCCGCAGCAAUCUGAGACAUGUUCCCAUGUCGGUGUGCACGGUAAUCUCUUCUGCCGCCGCUGUAAAAUUGGAGGGACUGCAGAAGAAAGAGAGACAUGUGAAGGCUACCGAGCGCUGUUCAAGCCUGGAGCUGCAAGGACACCAGUUGAGACUGUUCAGCUCAUUGAAGAACAGUUGUGGGCUGCCUGCCUUGGCGUUCAGGAAACCCUGGAAGAGUUGCACACAACGACGGGAGUAAAGGAUAAGAUUUCAUUAUUCUGGAUAGACAAGUGCAUCAUGAGAGCACGCGCGAUCCAAAAGCAACGCCUCGGCAAGGACAGUCCUGACUGCGAUAUGCGACUGAAGGACAGACACUUAAAGGGUGAUGCUCGCAAGGCUGUCAGAAACGAGAUACUAUGUGCGAUUCAGCGAGAGGUCUAUGACUGGCUCGUGACUCAACCUGAAGCGCGAUACAAUAUGCUUCCUGCUGACUCCCUCACAGCAAAGCGCAAAGCAUUACGGCCGGGGGAUCACUAUAAUCCAUGCCUCGCCAUGACGGGGGUGGAUAUACAUGCCGACACGCCGGUGGAGAUCCUCCACACAUACCUUCUUGGCCAAGAUAAGUAUGUCUGGUAUGCAACUCACAGCAGUUGGGACGACAAAAAGCAAGAAUUAUUUGCAUUGCGACUGCACUCGUCAGCCGUGGAUGGCUUAGGCUUGCCUCCCAUUCGAGCUCAGUACAUUGUUCAGUAUAAAAACAACCUGAUCGGACGUCAUUUCAAGGUCCUCCAGCAACUCGGCAUCUUCCAUCUUCAUGGUGAUUUGUGCUCAAGUCUCAUGUUUGAUAUGUGGCGAGCAACCGGUGACCUCGGAGCAUAUUUGUGGUAUCAUCAAAUUUCAGACAUGGAGACCUAUCUGGCUGACGUAGAAAUCCUCAUUGAGAAUGUCCUCGAUAUAUGGGCACUGAUAGAUCCCGCGCGUAUAAUACAGAAACCGAAACUACACGUACUCCCCCAUAUCAUCGAUGAUAUUCGGCGCUUCGGUCCUUCUUUACUCUUUGCCACGGAAAUCUUCGAAUGCUGGAAUGCGAUAUUUCGACUCUGCAGUGUUCUCUCGAAUCGACAAGCUCCAAGCCACGACAUCGCCGCGACAUUGGCGGAUAUGGAGCGUUUUAAACAUCAAGUUAGCGGCGGCUGGUGGAAAGGUGAUACUGGCGAGUACGUACAAGCAGGAAGAAACGUACGGGAGUUCCUCCAGCGAAAUAAGAAACUCCAAAGACGACUCGGAUGGGUGGACAAAUCACUGGCAUCGCUGCAACCAGGUUCGAUUACAUUGUUGCCCAAAGCAAAGCAGUCGAAGGCGACGUGGUCAGAAGUCCUCGACAUAUCCACUCUCUCGAGCUUGGCAGAACCUACACCAGCAGGAAGGCUUUGGCAACCGUCCCGAUACUGUAUAUCCCGCUCCAGGGAUGUCUGUCGACCAGGCUCCUGGGUAUUCUAUCGAAUGGCGCAGAGCGACAAUGUUGCAUGCGGUCGUAUCCGCAAUAUCCUUGUUGCUGACUCGGAUGUUCUAUCAGGACCAUCUGACUCAUACACAGCAGCGUCUAUCAUUAUAGAGUCUUUUCACAUCUCGAGCGUUCUGCACGAGCGGCUCAGGAUGCCUGUCCUAAUGCGGGUCUCGAAUGAACAUGGCCCAGCAAUCGUUCCAGUAGAAGCAUUGGAUAUCCUGUUCUUAUUCAACGCUCAGCACGACUGUGCCGCAGGCGGCUGUAGCCCGACCGGCUGGCGUGGCCUACAGCAAGAACGGCGCAGCACGAACGUCCUGGAUAAAUGCAUCGUGCAUGAAGACGACAAUCAGUUUAUUCUGAAUAUGCAUGCAUUGCAUAAUGCAGCCCUUCUCCGGGACGUCCUCCCCCGCUCCCUGACUGCGCCGCGCCGCUAUCUACAUGAUAGACUGUCAAAACUCGAUGAAAUCGCGAAGGGACUUCAGGUCUCAGGACCAGCGAAACGAGCUCAGAGUGCCGCAAAGGCGGCUGAGACACGCGCUCGGAACAAGAAAGCAAAGGAGGCACAAAAUCUGGCUCAGGCUACGGUUGAGAUGGCAGGUGACUCUGUUGUGGACAAUGCAACUAUGUAG